Phasianus colchicus (ring-necked pheasant) is the source of this 1828-nucleotide messenger RNA. NCBI's taxonomy places the organism in Eukaryota, Metazoa, Chordata, Aves, Galliformes, Phasianidae. The record is from RefSeq and is a predicted model, not a curated record.
GGACCUCCCGCGGGCGGGCAGUGACGGAGCCGUUCCCGCCCCCUGGCGGUGCCGCCCGCGGAAGCGCGGGCGCGAUGGGCGGGGCGUGGCGGCGCUGAGAACACAGCCCUACAAUCCCUAAGAACUAACUCCCUGUGUUCUUCAUGACCACUUGACCUACAAACACAAGCUGGGAACAAGGACACCUGCAGUACAGGAUGUUCCGUCUUCGACUUCUUCCCAUCGCAGCAGGGCUGGCUGCUGCUUCGCGGCGUUACCAUGGGGCAGCACAUCAUCCCAGGGCCCGGAGUCGGCUUGUGCUGGCAGCUUUCGUAGGGACAACUGCAGUGACAGCGAGUGCCAGGCUCCUUUGGCAGAGGGCCUAUGCAGAAGACUCCGUGAACCGUGACUCAAGGGCAGAGUCGGGUGAGAAGGUGAAGCACCGGGAGGAGGGAGAGAGCGGCGGCGAUGAGGGCAGGAGGGCCGUGGCAUCGGGCAGUGAGCAGGCUCAGCCAGAAGGGAAGAAGAAGCAGCGUUCUGGCUUCAGAGAUCGUAAGGUGAUGGAAUAUGAGAACCGGAUCAGAGCCUACUCCACACCAGAUAAAAUCUUCCGAUACUUCGCCACUUUGAAAGUGAUAAAUGAACACGGUGAAUCUGAGGUUUUUAUGACACCGCAGGAUUUCGUGAGAUCAAUAACACCUAAUGAAAAACAACCAGAAAAUCUGGGGCUGGAUCAGUUUAUAGUGAAACGCUAUGAUGGGAAGACAGAGAAGUUGUCUCAGGAGCGAGAAAAGUUUGCUGAUGAAGACAGCAUCUUUUAUGCACUUGGGGAAUGUGGACUCAUUUCUUUUUCAGACUACAUUUUCCUCACAACAGUCCUUUCCACUCCCCAAAGGAAUUUUGAAAUUGCCUUCAAGAUGUUUGACCUGAAUGGCGAUGGUGAAGUGGACAUGGAAGAAUUUGAGCAGGUUCAGAGCAUCAUUCGCUCCCAAACCAGCAUGGGCAUGCGCCACAGAGACCGGUCCACAACUGGGAACACCCUGAAGACUGGCUUCAACUCGGCACUGACAACGUACUUCUUUGGGGCAGACCUGAAGGGGAAGCUGACAAUCUCCCACUUCCUUGACUUCCAGCGCAAACUGCAGCACGAUAUUCUGAAGCUGGAGUUUGAGCGGCACGACCCAGUGGACGGGCGGAUCACAGAGCGGCAGUUUGGCAGCAUGCUGCUGGCCUACAGCGGGGUGCAGUCAAAGAAGCUCACUGUCAUGCUGAAGCAGCUCAAGAAACAUUUCCAAGAUGGGGAGGGGCUGACAUUUGAGGAGGUGGAGAACUUCUUCACUUUUCUGAAGAAUAUAAAUGACGUGGACACAGCAUUGAGCUUUUACCAUAUGGCUGGAGCUUCACUUGAUAAAGUGACGAUGCAGCAGGUGGCCAGGACAGUGGCGAAGGUGGAGCUGUCAGACCAUGUGUGUGAUGUGGUGUUUGCGCUCUUCGACUGCGAUGGGAACGGCGAGCUGAGCAACAAGGAGUUUGUGGCCAUCAUGAAGCAGCGGCUGAUGCGGGGCCUGGAGAAGCCCAAGGACAUGGGUUUCACGCGCCUGAUGCGCGCUAUGUGGAAGUGCACCCAGGAGACGGCCUGGGACUUCACCCUGCCCCGGCCCUAACGGGGCUGCCUGCGCGGGAGGGACGAACCGCUCCGCAGAGCUGGGACCUGCUGCCGCCUGCCUCGUGCACCUCCGCCUUUUUCUCUUGUAGGAAAGGGGACGUUUCGCGCUGCCCUCACCGGCAGGGCGGGGCUGACGCGCUGUACCCGCUCACUUGUAGUUGCCAUUACAAUCCGCACGGCUUC